This is a messenger RNA of Annulohypoxylon maeteangense, 979 nucleotides long. RefSeq names its product ribosomal protein S30. Lineage: Eukaryota; Fungi; Ascomycota; Sordariomycetes; Xylariales; Hypoxylaceae. Gene Ontology annotation, biological process: translation. The coding region runs from base 176 to 364 and encodes 62 amino acids. Gene Ontology annotation, molecular function: structural constituent of ribosome. The record is from RefSeq and is a predicted model, not a curated record. The transcript has 4 exons. Gene Ontology annotation, cellular component: ribosome; cytosolic small ribosomal subunit.
CUCUUUUUGCUUAGAAACCCUGCCACGCUCCACUCUCAUACGCCGAGACUUGCGAAUUCAUCAGCAAAAUCCAUUUACCUGCAAAAAACAACCCACAUCGUUUCCUCAACCCCUUCCCAACUUCAUCGACACCAAAACACACUGCCAUUUUCACGACAUCUCAAAGUUCGACAAGAUGGGAAAAGUUCACGGAUCUCUCGCCCGUGCUGGCAAGGUCAAGUCUCAGACCCCUAAGGUUGAGAAGCAAGAGAAGAGCAAGACCCCCAAGGGCCGUGCCAAGAAGAGACUCACAUACACCCGACGAUUCGUCAACGUCACUCUGACUGGUGGCAAGCGCAAGAUGAACCCCAACCCCGGCACAUAAGCUUGAUAUAGCACCCACCCCUUGAGAGCAGCCAUGGCCUUAUUCGAGAGGAUUUGGAAAGCGAAUACACAUCUGAUUCGAUAUUGGUCUGAACAUCCACCUCUAUGGCAUCUGGCAGACAACAGAAACAACCUGCUCUACUGCGAUCAGAAUUGAAUGGGAGACGGUACGGUGGUUACGGAUGCAUAUGGUUUUGCAUCUUUCAUUAGGGAGUCACACGGCAUCAUCGUUCUGGCUUGGUCAUUACUUGCAAGUCUCUCGUCUGUACUUAUGCAGCUAUUGCCCAAAAAGUGGCAAUAAUCAGAGAAUACCUCUUCCUCUGUAUGUUGUUGGCGCCGGUGAAAGUGAUAAUCGUUCGAUACGUCUAUAAUUGGCAAAUUUCGUCAUGGCGUAGGUUUGUCGAUGUUAGUUUGCUUAGGAUAUGUUGAUUCUGGCCCAUGUAACCUUUCUCUGACCACUGUCUCUUCAUCUACUCCGACGGGUCAACAUAUUCCCAUAUUAUAUAAAUAUGAGGACGCGUUAGGUUUGGGUAUAUCUAAGAAGUACCUAGGAAUGAACCCCUUCUGUUUCUAUCAGAUAAAGAGAUAUGAGAGACUUCUUCAAGGAACGUAUACC